CGAACGCGCACGCAUACCCGACUUGGUUCUCUGUGUUUGCUGUGCGGCGGUUAUACGGCACACAUUUUCUUGUGUGCCGUGGUUAUUAAGCUAUGGCUGGCCGGAGGUCACACGUGGCCGCAACAUGCCAUCACGAAAUGGCUAUGUAAAUAAUUCACUACAUAUAUACACGUAUAUUUCGACCACGAGAUAUGACGCUACGUGUGCUGCUGUAGCAGCGCCGUUAAGUCAUAAAUCGGUGAUUGGUGAUGGUGUCAUUCGUUUUCUCGGCCUUCCGAGUUGCCAGCUAAUUGGUACGAGUAGCGCUUGAUCGGAAAUGAUCAACAUGGGAGGUGUAGGUCGUCUUUGAUCAUGAUGAGAACGCUUCCAAAACGAGGCGAAAGCGUCCAUGUGCACCAGUAACAACUGUGCUCAUGCAGUUCUGUGCAAGAUAGCGUUGAGGGAGUUGCUGUGCUCAUGCAGUUCCGUGCAAGAUAGCGUUGAAGAAUUUCCUCUGAACUUACAGAAUCAAAUGGCAGAUGUGACAGUGACGAGAACAAAAUGGACCCCUAAUUUCUAAAAUUACCCGAAUGCACGAAGGCUUACCUCAAGCUGAUGGAAGUUGACCUCCGAAAUGCACGCCAGAAACCUGCCGGUCUAUGAGGUUAACAGACGACAAACAACUGAACCCAAGACAACAUAAGUAGCACGUCCAUGGGCUUCGAACCCGCACUAUUACGGCUUCGUCUAGUUGGCGGGCUUCGUCUGCCGUCCAGCCAGAGAAAACACCAUGACCGGCUGUAGAUCGUGCCUGGACCGGCACUGGGGCUGGGUGGUCACGGCCGCCUCCUUCGUUAUGUACCUGGUCAGUUGCGGCACUCUCGGUCUUUUUGUUCUCCUCUACGUCUACUUUGAGCGGGAGUUCCACGGAUCCGCUGCUGCAAUAGGAUGGAUUGGUUCCCUAGGCAACGGUCUCCUCAAUCUCAUGUCUCUCGUCUCCAGCCCUUUGUACGAGAGGUUCGGCCACCGCAGAAUCAUCUUGCUGGGCGUUGUGCUCAGCAGUGCAGGCAUCCUCGCCUCCAGCUUCACGCAGGCGCUCUGGCAGAACUACCUGACGUUCGGAAUCCUCUUCGCCACCGGGCUGAACUUCCUCAGCAACCCCUCCGUUAACAUGAUGACCCUGUACUUCCCGGGACGCAACUGCGCGCGGGCCACGGCACUGGGGAGCAGCGGCCAGUCCAUAGGUACUCUGCUUUUGACUCCAUUGUUCGAGGCGCUGUUUUCUGGAAUAGGAUGGCGGAGGAGUCUUCAGGUUCUCUCAGUGGUGAAUUUCCUGACAUGCGUCCCACUGGCAAUGGUCUUCAGGCCUCCCGGGCCGCGGCCCGUCAAAUUUGACGGGGAGGCGGCCUCAUCUCCGGACGAGAAGGACGCAUUGAACAUGACCGAGGUUGGCAAUGCACCCGGACCCCUUGCGGAGAAUCGAGACGGAGAAUCGCACCCACGGACUGACGGACAGGCGAAUUGUCAGCCACCAAGCCGGCUGGCAGCGGCGAAUCCCGUCAGAGAAAACGAAGACUCGCUGCAGAGAGAAUUUAGUGUACGCAAGGGUCCCAGUGACGACUCCGACUUGUCAGCAGAGAGGACAACUGCUCUCGUGCCGUCAAGCGGCGCGCAGCCUCCAACCCAUCAAGAGGCGGUCGGUGAUGGGGUCGUCCCAGAAGAGUCCGCCGUGUUGACUCCAAAUGACCGGGUGUGGCGCAAAUACAUAGACCUGGCCAAGGAUCCCCGACACGCCUGCUAUUUCAUCGGCACCAUCGGAGUGACUGUGACUAUCGUAUUCAACGCAGUUAACCUGGUUAGCUGUAUGACCGUUGGCGGCAUACCUGAACCCACCGCUGCUUGGCUGAUUACCCUGCUGUACGUCACGGAUGUGGUCGUCCGUCUCGGCCUCUCGCUCAUGGGUGGACGCCUACCGAGGAAGAUUGUUUUGCUCUCGUUGGCGUCUGGCGUGGGUGCAGUGGGUGCUUUUCUGCUAACGCGGGGGACGUCGCUGUGGAUAUUCGUCGUGUACUCUGUCGUUGCUGGAUUUUUGCGGGGUACGAUUUUCGGCUUGGGCUAUUCUUGCGUGGUGGAGCUCUUUGGCGCCAAUAAAGCUGUGGAGUCGCUGACAUCUCUCCAGAUCGCCUAUGGGAUUGGUGGACUACUGGCGUCUUCCGUGGCAGGUCUGAGUUAUGACUUAACCGGUACGUAUCAGACUACUCACUACACGUGCUUAGGAAUCUGGCUCCUGUCGGGUUUCCUGUAUGUCGUCGUGUACCAAUGGAGACGAGUCAGUGCAUCCUGGUGUAAAUCACACCAGCACAUAUAGCCGUCGUCCCGAACUUAAUCAGCCUGAUUGUCGAUUGUAACAGGUGUAUAUCUGAAUGGAUAAUCAUUUAGUUCGGAAGUACAUGUAUCAAUUUACCAUGAUGCAUGUCUUUUUUUAAUGUCCAAUAUACGUAUCAAAUUUUUAAAGAGAAAAAUAUCAUAAACAAAGUUCUUAUUUAGCUUCCUAAGUUUCAUCCAGACUGUUCAUAUCCAGAGGAAAAACAAUGGUUCAACAUGUAACUGUGCCUGCUUUCUGGCCCAUAUUAAGAGCACGUUAGUGACCUUCGUACCAGGCUGGACGUGCCAUAAAACUAAGAACUAUAUAAAUAUAUAUAUAUAUAUAUAUAUGCAAUUUCUUAGGUAUACUAGUCUAAAAGCAAUCCGUUUCAUUAAAUGAUAAUGAACUUGACCGCAUUUAAAAUUUAGAGGGCAAAAAUUGUCCCCAAAAUGUGCAAAUUUAAGCUGUAUUUGAAUCAAGUGCCCUUUGAAAUAUUGGUCUGAAAUCUUAAUUUAUUUAAAACACAAUUGUUUUAAAAUGCGAAUUUUUUUUAAAUACUUUGCUGUGCACGUUUUCUAUUUUACAGUUUUCUGCUUGUAUUUCUGAAUAAUUAGGGAAAUUUUAAGCUUUUAUGGAAAUUGAAUGAUACUCUUUGUACAUGCAUUGAUGAAAGUUUGAGGAACUCUCUUGAUGUCCCAGAUAAAGUAGAACGUAGACAAGAUGGACAAGAUAUCCUCAUAUCAGCCGUUUUUAUUCUGCUUCCGAAUACGCGACUAGAUGAGCGUGUGACUUCUUGACACAGAGCUAUGAUUUUGAAUCCUGAUUUGCCCUGACGCGUAGGCGCGCAAGGAAAUCCGCGACGCGUGUGAUUCCAAACAAUCGCGGAGGCCGCUCGCGCACGUCAGCGGUGUGAGAUUUGUAACAUCAGUUUUGCUUCAAGAUGCCCGCCCACAAUCAGCAAAGCUUCAACGGUCAACUGAGAUAUUAAGUUUCAUUCUGUGAAGUCAUUGUGGUGACUCUCGACAAGCUGGGCAUGCCUGACUAGGAAGACUAUUAGCAGUGGACCGCCAAGUUUUUGGGUCUUCUCGGCAGCAUCGAUGUCCUUAUUUUCAUCCAGUGGCAUCGGCCUCCCGAAAAGACGCAACCGAGAGUGGCAGGCCCUCACCCGCCGCGACGAAGACACGGGCCGCCGGUCGUCUCACCUGAGGGGCUUGGCUGACAACGCCGCUGGCUCGUUCCACGUGGACCUGCUGAUGUGGGAGCUGGAGAGUCAGAUGGGGGCGUACCGCGACGCCAAGCUUCGGAAAGUGCACAGCUCGUGCCCGAGCGAUCCCGCCGCACCGCACGCCGCCCCCGCCAGCGUCAGCUACGAAUGGCUGAGGCGAGACUCCCCCAAGAAGCGCGACCGGGACGUGCCAAAAGCCACGCGGCGGGAACUGACGGCGCUCUGCGAGAAAACCAAACCGAGCGAUCUGGACAAGAUACGGUCCGCAUUUGUGAGGGUCUUGACUGCAAGGGAACCCCCGCCAGAAGACGUUCCGGUGAUAUUUGCCGAUGUCUUGAAAGCUUUCGUUGAUGACAGCGGGGCUCCAAAGAGUAAUACAGGUAAACUGAAGACGGUGCUUCACCUUUUAGGGUCUGUACGGCGAUUGAUCAAACCCAACAGGGUUGAGCCGAGUACAUACACUGGGAUUCCGUCCACACGAGAUGCAGAGAAUCGUUUACCACGGGAAGAGCAUCUAUUUGCGGCGCAAAGGGCGCACUUACCCUGCCUGAUCAACCUGGAAAAUGAAGCCGUCGAUUUUGCGCCGGCGCUCCGUGGACACCUGACCAGUCACAGGUCAGACAGCAGAGACGCGGCAGAAGUUGACCUGGAACUGCAGCGGUUAGGCAGGGCAGCCUGGCAGGGUUCCAAGGACGACAUCCAGUGUAGUAGAUCGACUAAGUCAGACCGCAGGACCAGCAUGCCUAGAGAAACCGGCUUUGCCGCCCGGGAAGCUGCGAGCGGCGAAAUGGCGGUAGUUGAUCUGGUUUCAGCCUCGUCGUCCGAGGAAGCACUCGUCGUUUAUACGGGCCAAACAUGCUCCCCAGUUCGUGUCUAAACUUCGCUGGUGACGGUACUGCUACGCCCUCCUUCCAAUCUUCCCUCUGCCUUCUCCCCUUCUUUCACACGUAGGUAGAUUUGCUCAUUUAUCACCUUAGAUUUUCAGAGCUUAUCUCCAGACUUUUCAAGUGCCUGAAUUGCGAAAUUUCACUAAUCAGGGUAAGUUCGAAAAAUACAGAUUACUGGCCUGGCACCAUUGUACAAAAUCCCUGUGGUGAGUAUAUAUUUUCAAAAAGUGGAAGGACAUUUUUUCGAAGUUCGAUUUGAAAAAAAUUAUAUUUUUCUGACCCCGAUUUUACAAAAUACAGUCUUUUCCAAAGUUCGUUUGUUCGAGACAUACAUUUUUCAGUUCGUUCGGAUGAGAUCUAUAUUUUAAAAAAUAUUCUUUCUAUUUUUUGUAACAAAUCGUUUUUACGAGAUAUAUUUUAAUGAGGGUUCUUUGUUAUAAGAUAUAUUUUUUCCAAGUUAAUUUUCAGGGGAUAUACAUUGUCAGGUGCCAAUUUAUUCCUAAAAAAACAAAUACUUUUAAAAUAUGACUAUAUACUUUAUAAGUUUUUACUAUUUAAAAUAUAAACGAAUUUUAAAAACUCCUAAAAUCGAACUUGGAAAACCGUAUUUCAUAAAAACGAAAUUGAAAAAAUAUACUUCCUAAAAACGAACUUUAAAAAAAUAUUCUUCACUUCUGGAAAAUGUAUACAUUAUGGCACUUCAGGAUUACGGUACCAUGGUAUGAUGCUUGUUGUUUUAUUUUCACCAGCUUAUUUAUCACUUACGCUCGACGUCUAGAAACCAGACACUCGUUUGCUGUAGAGUGUGUGGCACUGUUGGUGAGCUUUGAGGUUAAGGGGAUGGUGUUCGAUACAGACCCAAAUACGCACGCACUUUGUCGAUGCCUCUUGCAAUCCCAAAGACGUGCAUCUCGGCAAUGGCAUGGAGUUGCAAGGAGUGCUCAAACUGAUUUGUUCAAACUGAAUUAAUUGAAUUCAAAACCAGUCUUAAAUCGUGUACUAGUGGCCUAGUUCCCACGUUAUUGUCAACUUUUAUUGCGCCCUCACGAGGUUCCUUACAACAGUAUAUAAUGAGGGGAAUUCUUGCGUUGUUAUUAUUAUACGCUAUAAAUUUGGACAAUUCUUUUUUAAAACUGUGAUAUUUUCUGUACCGCUGAAACGUAUGCCAAUGUCUCUUGCUCUUUUUCAUCGAAGGAUUUAUCUUUAGCGUUCCCUUGCAUAAAUUUGAUUUUGUUUUGUUUUUUUUUUUCUGCUGAGAAGGCAAGUCGUUUAUAUAUUCAUUUUCAUGCGAGUUUAUAAUGAUAAUUGCAAAAGUAACCAUGAAAUUAAACAUUACGUUUUAAUAUAUUUUCGUAUAAAAAGAUUUAAGUCAAAGAUUGUGUUACCUGUCACCCUCAAACGAGAUAUUUCAUUGUAUAAAAACUGCAUAUUUACAUAUAUGGGAUGAUCUUACACGGCAAGCAACAAAUAAAUAUAUGAAGCAGUGGGCAGAACGCAGCAUGGAA
Molecule: messenger RNA, 5961 nt
Organism: Acanthaster planci (crown-of-thorns starfish)
Lineage: Eukaryota; Metazoa; Echinodermata; Asteroidea; Valvatida; Acanthasteridae
Product: monocarboxylate transporter 13-like
Biological process (GO): transmembrane transport
Molecular function (GO): monocarboxylic acid transmembrane transporter activity
Source: RefSeq, a predicted model, not a curated record